This is a messenger RNA of Conger conger (European conger), 3004 nucleotides long. Its product is annotated as tumor necrosis factor receptor superfamily member 10B-like. The transcript is spliced from 10 exons. NCBI's taxonomy places the organism in Eukaryota, Metazoa, Chordata, Actinopteri, Anguilliformes, Congridae. The coding region runs from base 199 to 1440 and encodes 413 amino acids. Gene Ontology annotation, cellular component: cell surface; plasma membrane. Gene Ontology annotation, biological process: positive regulation of apoptotic process; TRAIL-activated apoptotic signaling pathway. Gene Ontology annotation, molecular function: protein binding. The record is from RefSeq and is a predicted model, not a curated record.
CUGACCGCAUUAUUUCACGGUGCCGAGCGGAGAGAGUAGUAUCUUUUAGUGAGCUCUAAAGAUUCAAGAAACUGAAACAUAUGACUGUUAGGGUUAUUGAGAAGUAGUUCGAAUUAUAAGAAUUUUGUUACUAAAUCCACGUUAAUAUACAGCAAGUAUGCUGUGAGACAGCGCUGGAAUCCUUAUUUUCAAUUCAGGAUGAUCGUUUUAAAGUCGGUUCCCUUUUUCGUCUUUGCCUUCCUCCUUGCGGAGGCUGUGAAAUCGGGUGUGAGAACGGCACGAUCUGCAAACCGGAUGAGGCUAACCCGACAGAUAUCAUGCUAUGACGAUUUUGAGUACCCCACCGUUAACCACUGCUGUCAAAGGUGUGAAGCUGGUCAGUAUGUUAAAAAGGCCUGUGAAAGAGCUGGAGAGAAAGGCAUCUGUGAGCCCUGUCCAAGCGAUACGUACACGGAGCACCGGAACGGACUGGAUCGAUGUCUCCAGUGCACAAAAUGCCAUGAAGACAAGGUGGCUACACAGGCUUGCACCAGCACCAAGAACACAGAGUGCCAGUGUAAAACGGGCUCAUUCUGUGAGAAGGAACAGGCAUGUGAAGUGUGCAAGAAGUGCAAGAAGUGUAAAGACGGUGAGGAGGUGAUGACAAACUGCACCAUCACGUCCAACACUAAGUGCCGCCCGAAGCCACCCUCACCUGCCUCCAGUCACGCAUCUCAAGUGGCUAUUCCUGUUGUGUUUGUGCUUCUGCUUUUGAUUGCCCUGGCCAUUGUUUGGUACUGCUGCUGUUGGAAGAAAAAAGCCACAGCAGAGAGCCACAGUGGGUCUGGUGAAGACGUGGAGAUCACUGUGGAGGAAGACGACAAACUGACGGUGGAGAGGCAGAACAGACAGAACGCAGGACUGGAGGAGCCGGGGCAGGAGCUGGAGCCCUUCCUGCCGCACGUUAUGUUGGUGGGUCCCAAGCCUUCUCCCGGGGAGGACGACGACAAUGGCCUGGGGGACAGCCUCCCCAACACCACCACCUCCUCCCAAAGCAGUCUGAGCACUCCGCCCGUAGCCCCCCAGCCCAGCCCCAAGACCCCAAGGCAGCCGGCAGCUAGGGAGGAUGGCUCUUGUAGAAGACUUAUUCCUGUCAAUGGUGAAGACUCUUUGAUGAAAUCCUUUGAUAUUAUUGAAAAGAACCUGGACUGCAACCUUCGCAACAAGUUCUUCAGACGUAUCGGAUUAAGUGACAAUGACAUAAACGAUCCAAUUUUGUCUUCUCAUGGGGAUAGAGUGUAUAAACUCCUUAAGUUGUGGAUGGAAAAGCAGGGACUGAAAGCGGAUAUAAAUGACCUCAUUCACACAUUGCUGGAGCUUCAUCAAAAGUUGUCUGCGGAAACUGUUAUUCAAGAAGUCAUUGAGCGUGGGUUUUAUACAUUUGAGGAUGAGAGCGGUUGAUGUGCCUUCAACAUCGCUAUAAUAGAAUUUAAACGAUGAGAAUGAUUUAAAAAACGCCUGUCUGAAGUGGGGCAUCACCUUGUCUCUAUGUUCAUCUUACAAGCAGGGUCGUAUAUUUGCAUUUCCAGCAUCUGAGUAUGCAGUGUUUGUGUGCAUCUCCCUAUCGUGAAUUGGGCAGAAGAGCCAGGAUUAACACUGAGUUUAAAUGGUGUCAGAAUGUCCCUGAACAAAUCUCUGUCCUGAACAUACUUGAUUUCCCUCCAAGUGUGUGAACACUCAAAAAUCUGAAGAUAAAGAUGCGGAUAUGUACAUAGUUUUUGUGUGCAUCUGAAUUCUCUCUUCUGGAAUGAAGGAUGGCAGAACGCUGUUGUACGACUGGAUUGCAUUCACUAUUUUUCCAGAGCCAUGCGUUUGUGAAUGUUGUACUUAUUAUGAAUAGUACACCCUUUUCUUUUCAUGCAGUGGUAUACAAAACUGGAGAAUGGCUUCUUGUCACGUUGAAAAUGUCGGCAGACUGAAUUGUCAGUGCUUAAACAAAGCAGAACAGAAGCCAGAUUGUGACCGGCACAGAAACUGAACCCGCUCCUGUGGCAGAGGUGCUGUACUCCUCCCAGUAGGGAGAUCUCUGAAAAGGGCUGUGGAGAUACUGUGUCCUUGUUUCCAAAGUUUCUUUGGCUGGUAGAAGGUAUCGUAUUGUUGGCACCCAUUCAACGCACAAGGACAAUCCUUUUUCCUCUCCCCUAUGACCAUUGAGGGAGAAUAAUAAGAGUUUUAUCUCUUAUAUGAGGAUGUUAGUCCAGACAGCACUGGGCUUUACUCAGGUCUAUUGGUCCUUGUUUGUUGAAGGUGUCAGACUGGUGUAUUUGACAGCUUAUUUACAAACAAAAUUACACUGGUGUCUAUGAAUUGUUGAACUACUCAGUUUACUGAUGAAUUAUUUUCACUUUUCAGUAAAUGAUGACGGAAAUGAUAAUAGAAACACAACAAGAAACAACAGUUCUGUAACUCUUAUCUGCCAUUAUUGCAUUUUGGCCACGUAUGUUAGCUAACAGACAUGAUCAACUUUAAUCACGCUGAGCCAUAAGUGUUCUGUAUGCACAGGUGUGAUUAAGGUAAAAUGCUGUUUUAAGGGGAAAUCAGGCUGUAUGAACAAAAACAAUGUAAAUGGGACCAUAAAAUGACGACGGUUUCAUUUUUGUUUUGUUGUGUUGUUUAGCCCCCAAAUCGGACUGCAAGUAGGUGCAUGCGUGAUCAGCUGAACGGCAAUGUAAGCGUGCUAUCCAGUGUUGUGCUCAUGGAAGUAUUUUCUUUAUUUUGAGAACCAGCUUGUAUAAUUGUAUAGAGUUGUAUAGAGUAUGUUGAGGUUUUUUGUACUUAUUUUUGUACUGCUUUUCAAUUAAUUUUUUUAAUGGAUAUUGCCUUCUUUUGAACAUUGUCUUAGAAAUAUUUAUGUACACCUUAUUAAAUUAUUUAUUUAUUGUUUUUGAAUAGCUAAUUAUGAGAUGUAAAAAUGUCUUAAGACUUUCAGUAUCCAUUUGAAAAUAAAAUUGUUCAUAUUUGCACA